AUGGCACUGCUCCUGCUGAGCCUGGAGCCGAGCCUGGUCUCCGCCCAGGACUUCAACCUCCAGAGAAUCGUGCGGAGAAACCAUGACAUCUCCAAGGUUUUGGGGACCUGGUGUUCUAUUUCCAUGGCCGCAGACGACAUGAGGCAGAUAGAAGAAGACGGGGAUCUGAGGGUCUUCAUGCAGAGUAUCAAAAGCUUAGAAAAUGGUGGCCUGAAGUUCAGCUUCCACUUCAUGUUGCAUACCGAGGGCGUGGAUGUGGCCAUGGUCUGUGAUAAAACAGACAAGAGCAGAGAAUACACCAUCACCUACUUGGGGGAGAACCGGCUACAGGUCUUGGAGGCCGACUACCUGCGGUACGUGACCUUCCGCCUGCGGAACUUCAGGAACAGGACGGAGACGCAAGUGCUGGCGCUCUACGGACGGUUCCCAGAGCUGAAACCCAGCUUCCUGGACAGAUUUGAAAAACUCUGCAAAUCACACGGACUCGGCCCAGAAAAUAUCGUCAACCUCAGCAACAACGGUAGGCCUCACUGCCUUCCAGCCAGCAGCCUGGGCAAGCGAGAAGCUCCAGGGGGCGUCCCCUCAGCCCGGCCUCGGCGGGAGUCCAGGGCCUGGGGCGGGGCGGGGACCCCCGCGAUACCCCGUCUGAGAGGCCGGCUGUCUCCCCAGAUCCUUGUAGAAAGCACAGGAGGGUUACCCCGCCUCCCCCCUCCCCGUCUGAACAGGAGCCAAACUACCCACAUACGCUCCGUAAACGCCUACCCGCCUGCAGUGCAGCUCGAGCGGGGAGCCACCGGGCAGGGCAAGGGGAUGCCCCAGGCUGAGGAGCGGCUGGCGCCACCCCUUCCUCCGCAGGCGAGCACCGCCGGAGACCCUCCCCAUGGCCGGCUGCGCCCGAAACCCCCAGGAUGGGGCAAAGGCUGA
Messenger RNA from Balaenoptera musculus (blue whale), 924 nucleotides. It is a transcript of the gene LCN9, whose product is annotated as lipocalin 9. The transcript is spliced from 6 exons. The record is from RefSeq and is a predicted model, not a curated record. Gene Ontology annotation, molecular function: small molecule binding. Bases 1 to 924 code for a protein of 307 amino acids. Lineage: Eukaryota; Metazoa; Chordata; Mammalia; Artiodactyla; Balaenopteridae.